This is a messenger RNA of Acanthopagrus latus (yellowfin seabream), 6035 nucleotides long. RefSeq names its product G patch domain containing 8 (gene gpatch8). Gene Ontology annotation, molecular function: nucleic acid binding. The transcript is spliced from 11 exons. Lineage: Eukaryota; Metazoa; Chordata; Actinopteri; Spariformes; Sparidae. Gene Ontology annotation, cellular component: nucleus. The coding region runs from base 587 to 4816 and encodes 1409 amino acids. The record is from RefSeq and is a predicted model, not a curated record.
UACACCCAGUUCUGUAAACAAACCUUUGUGUAAAGCCAAAUAUACAUAGAAUGCAUGCAAAUAAACAAUCAUCAUCGCAGCGUUAAUGCAGCUUCAAAACAUUCUCAUAGGGAACCGUGUGACAUCCUGGUGGGUAUUGUUGUGAAAGGUCAACUGACAGACGGCGGAUCUGCGGAGUGCACAUCGUCUCCACAGCGCGCUUCUGUCGGACACAGACGGAGCGAGCACAGAAGCUGCUGCUGCGUUCAGAAAAUGGCCGACAGAUUUUCUAGGUUCAACGAAGAGCGUGAUUUCCAGGGUGGGAAUCACUUUGACCAGUAUGAAGAGGGCCAGUUGGAGCUGGAGCAGGCGUCCCUGGACAAGCCCAUCGAAUCGCGAAUUGGCCCCUAUUAGCUAAGCAGCAAUGACCCGCCCAGUAUUUUAAAGCCAGGAUAACAUCGGGCACCGGCUGCUCCAGAAACAUGGCUGGAAGUUGGGGCAAGGCCUUGGCAAAACUAUGCAGGCGAUUUGAUCCUGCCCAUGUUGUGCUGAUGGUAAACUUAGUGGACGCACCGACCCUGUGCCCAUCAUCCUCAAGUAUGAUGUCAUGGGGAUGGGACGGAUGGAGAUGGAGCUGGACUAUGCAGAGGAUGCCACAGAGAAGAGAAGAGUGCUCGAAGUGGAGAAAGAGGACACAGAGGAACUGCGGCAAAAAUACAAGGACCAGAUGGAAAAGGAGAAAGCAAUUGCAAAGGCUCUGGAGGACCUGAGAGCCAAUUUCUACUGUGAGCUAUGUGACAAACAGUAUACCAAACACCAGGAGUUUGACAACCAUAUUAACUCUUAUGACCACGCUCACAAGCAGAGGCUUAAAGAGCUGAAGCAGAGAGAGUUUGCUCGCAAUGUGUCCUCACGUUCCCGGAAAGAUGGAAAGAAGCAGGAAAAGAUGCUGCGCAGAUUGCAUGAGCUGGCCGAGCAGAGGAAACAACAAGACCGUACUCCAGGAAGCGGGCCAAUGUUCAAACCCACCACAGUUGCAGUGGAUGGAGAGAAGGCAGAAGAAGGCGACAGCCUAACACCUGAAAACACCAUGAUGACAGACAGCACCCAGGAAGAUUCACCAGCAGAAAGAGCAGGACCAGGCUCCCCAAAACCAGGUCCGACCAUCAGCUUCUCUUUGGGGAAGAACCCCUCCUCCUCCUCCCCGACCGCUAGCAAUGCGUCCAAGGUCAGCGUGUCCUUUUCUUUCGCCAAGAAAGCCCCAGUAAAGCUUGAGACAGCAGCAGCAGUGUUUGCUGAUCACGGAGAGGAGGCUAUGGAGGAGGAGGAGGGCCAGGAGGGAGAGAAGGUUGGAGGGCAGGACGAGACAUCUGGCUGCAGCACAGACAGCCCUAAGGGAGGUGAUGGAGGAGGAGGUGGUGAAGUAGAAAGUGUUGUGGCAGUGACAGACGAAGCUCAGCAACCUGAUGACGGAGCCUCUCUAGCCUCCACUCUCAACAAACUGAAGAUGAUGAUGAAAAAAGAGGAAGGAUAUGCUGGACAGGAGCCUGAGUACUAUCACUAUAUACCUCCAGCCCACUGUCGGGUAAAGCCUCAUUUCCAAUUUCUGCUGUUUAUGAAGGCCACUGAUCAGUGUACAAGCAAAGAAGAGGAAGAGGAGGAAGGGGCGCAGGAGGAGAAAAAGGUUGAAAAUAGAACUGAACAGACGGAGCCUGACGUCACAGAGUGCAAGCCUGAGAAAGAACAAACUGUCACCUCCCCCCCUGACACAGAGACAACCCCUCCAUCGCCUAAAGUGAAGAUGGAGGAUGUCUCUACAUGUGCCGCUGACUCAGCUCCCGUGGUACCCACUUCACCCACGCAAAAAGUAGAGAGUGCACAGGAAACUCAAGACACAAACUCGGGUCCUAAAAUCCCCACAGGUCCCUUCUUCCCAGUUCUGAGCAAAGAUGAGAGCACGACCCUGCAGUGGCCCUCUGAGCUCCUCGAAUUUACAAAAGCUCAACCAUCUCUGUCUUACAGCUGUAACCCUCUCUAUUUUGACUUCAAGCUGUCCCGCAACAAAGGAGUGCGUGGAGGGAAAGCAACAAAGUCCCCGAAGCCCUGUGAAGAGUCUGACGAAAAGGGGCAAGAGGCAGCUGCCCCCACAGCUGAAGUAGACACAACUACCAAACCUGGGACCAGCACUGACAAAGACAAGUCAGUGAUGAAGGGAGAGACUGGUCAAACAGAAGGUGAUGAGCAAAAACUGGCUACUGGUAGCAGUAGUGCCAAGAAAAAAAAGAAAAAGAAGAAGCAUAAGAAGUCUUCGAAGCACUCAAAACGCAAAGGAAAAGAAAAGGGUGCAAAAGAGGAUGCAGAGGGAGAAACUGAGGCAACACAAGAGAAGCCUAAAAAGAAGAAAAAACACAAACGGAAGAAGAGCAAAAAUAAAGCUCCGGAUCAAGACGAGGCAACAGGUGAUGAGAAGGAAAAGGCAAAACCAAAGUCAGAAGAUAAAACCGUUGCUUCCUCUGUUCAGCUGACAACUUCUGGAGGAGGAGCGACAGGAAAUACAGGAGCAGAAUCAGGCAAGAGGAAGCGUGCUACGAAGGAAGUGCCUUGCAAGUCUGGAGCAGAGGAAGGAGGAACCGGAAAAGGGACUGACAAGACCAACUCGUCAGAGGAGCACAGCAGCACCAAGAGACAAAAGACUGACUCCAGUGCACCUCAAAGUGCCUCCUGCUCCACCUCAGCCCAGAAGAGUCCUGGUCCUGGUCGACCUCCCAGCAGUGAGAGCGAAGAUGAAGGAGGCACUAAGACUCAGCGGUCACGUCACCAUAGGUCAAGUCCUCGGGAGCAACGCCGACACCAUAGUGAAGAAUCAGGGCGGUCCUGCAGCCGUUCGUCGAGACGGGGGGAGAGACGGGGCAGCAGUCGUCGACGCCAUCGUGGCCAAAACUCCCGUAGUCACUCAUACUCCAGCAGCUCUGAGCGCUCAUCAGCAGGCAGCAGCGCCUACAGCCAUCGCAGCCACAGCUACUCAGACAGCUACAGUGACUACAGCACCGAGGGUCGCAGACGGAGGCGCAAACGUUCAUCAGACUCUGAAUAUGAGCGGAGAGGAAGCCGAGGUCGUAGACGAUCCAGGAGACAUCAGUACUCCUCGUCCUCCUCAGAAGACUCCCGCUCACGUUCACGCAGCUACAGUCGCAGGAAGAGGCACCGACGGCACCACAGGAGCAGCUCAAGAAGCUCUAGUAGCUGGAGCCGCAGCACCAGCGCCAGAUCCUGGAGGCGCAGCUACAGCCGCAGCCACAGCUCCGCCAGCCGCUCCUCCAGCUCCACCAAAGGCUCUCCUCGCCGGCGAGGUGCCAGGAGUCGAGCGGACAGUGACACGCGGCGCAGAGACUUUAACCGCUCCCGCAUCUAUCGCUCCCAGUCUCCACGUUCAUCUUCAUCACGAGGCCUUAACCGCAACUCACAUUCAUCCGGCUCGCAGGCUCUGAGACAAGGGAGCUCCCGAGAUGCAGGGGAACAGAAAAACAGCCUGACUGCACGCCAGCUGCUGGAGAAGGUUCAGUCUAAAAAGAGCUCUGAUGACUCUGCCACAGGAACAAAGUCUGGGCUUAAGAUUAAGGACCCACCACAGGGUUACUUUGGUCCCAAACUACCCCCGGCCCUGGGAAGCAAAGCCAUGCUGCCACUCUUUGGUAAGCUGCAGGCAGGAAAGAAACCAGUGAUCCCCCUAACGAGACCUGAUGAGGGAGAGAAAUCAGGAGCAGGGAAAGGCUCUGAGGCUGAGGCAGAGGUUAUCCUGGUAGAGCCUAUCAGGGAGUUCCCCCCUCCACCACCACCUCCAGCUCCACCAGUUCAGAAGGUGGAGGAGGCCCCACAGAGCACAGUGGUGCCAGAGGAGACUCAGCAGCCCGCCAUAGAAGCCCAGGUGCACCAAGAGUCCCGGCCUUUGUUUGAACAGGAGCCUUCUAUGAUGAUGCCCCAGUACCAAGCAGAAACAGGACAGGACCCAUCACAGAACCCCAUGAUGGAGUCCCUCAUGCCAGAAAUGCAGCAGCAGCCUCAGAUGCAUGCCUACCCUGCUUACCCACCACCCACCCUGGAGGAGGAGGGCAUGGAGGCGGAGGAGGAUGGACUGGCUCCUCUGGAGAGUCAGCCCAUCACGUUCACACCAGAGGAGAUGGAGAAAUACAGCAAACUACAGCAGGCUGCCCAGCAGCACAUCCAGCAGCAGCUUCUGGCCAAACAGGUGAAGACAUUUCCCUCUGCAGCUGCAGCGGCGGCUGCUGCUGCAGCUGCAGCCAACUUGGCCCCAGCUCCACCUCCUCCAGCACUGCAGCAGAUCCACAUUCAGCAGCCCACUGUGUCUGUAGCCUCCGGCACAUCCAUCACCACAGUGCAGCACGCCAUUCUGCAGCACCACGCUGCCACUGCUGCAGCCAUGGGCAUCCACCCAGCACAUGCACACCACCCACACCCUGCACAUGCCCAGUUGGCCCAGGUACACCACAUUCCCCAGCACCACCUUACCCCCAUCUCCCUGUCUCCUCUGGGCCACUCUCUCGGUCACUCUCUGGGACACUCGCUCGGACACGCUGGGCUGAUUCCUGCCCACCCGACAGCCUUCCUCUCUGGUCAGCCUAUACACAUCAUCCCAGCGUCUGCACUUCACCACACCCCCUUAGCCCUGCACCACGUACCACACGCAGCCCUUUACCCCACACUCUUUACACCUCGGCCGUCACAGGCUGCCGCAGCAGCGGCUCUCCAACUGCACCCACUGCUACACCCAAUUUUCUCAGGACAGGACCUCCAGCACCCACCUAACCACGGCUCUUGAGUGAUGAUACAAGUGGAGGAGUAAAGUCUCAGCACCCGACCACUGGAGGGAAGACUUAACCUGACCGGCUUGGUUUAGGGUUUCCAGAUGACGUCUUUGCAGGCAGCGAGACAGGAAGCUGUCAUUAAACCACCAUUUUACUGGCCUACACAGUGCAGUAAGUUGUAGCCACAAAGUGGUGCUGCCUGUGUGAGAGUCAAAUCUGACACUAACAUUUUGUUCUGGCUCAUGUGAGGUUUUUUUUUUUCUCUGUGUUUUGACCUGAAUUUUUAAAACAGGGUGUAGAUUUACAGACUUCCUCAAGACAUUGGUUUAUAUUCCACCGCCCAUUUGUUUUUGAACGAUGAGUCAAAGAAACCACUGGAGGUGUUUUUUUUGUUUUUCAACUUAAAAAUGUUAUUCUUCUCACGGUUUUUAUGUUUUGCUCAUUUUGGCAGCCAAAGAGACGUAAUGGCUGAAACUAAAAGCAGAAUCGUGUCUGGAAAAGAAAGUGGCAUCGCUCUUCGUUUCCGUAAAGUAACCUUCAGAGACAAACUGUUUGAUAAUUACUGAUACUCUUUAUGUUCUCAUAUGACUACUCACCCUCUAUUGGAUCUUUGGUCUCAUAUUUUGUAAUGCAGUACCUUGUACAUAUAUCAGUGUGUAAUGUGAAGAAUCCCACCAAUGAUGACCAUGUAAAAUUACAGCUGUGGUGUCCCAAAUCGGUAUGACAUUGUCACAUAGGAGCCCCCUCUGUUAGCGAGGGGAGAUGUGAUGUAGGGGUCUUUACACCCCAUUGCUCUGAGGCAAAGCUAAUGUUACCUGUGGUGAGGGUAUGCCUGAAUGAAUUGCACUGAAAUCUGUACAUCGAGAUGAUGCGCUUGCAUCAUGUAACAAUAAGAUUGUAGUAUACUGCAAUAAUUGUAUUUUUCUGUUUUUAAAUUAUUUUCCAAAAUGCUCUUCAUAAGGAGGGCUGUGUUUUUGCUUUUUGUGUAAUUUUGUAAAUAAAACUGCUGUAGAUUAACCUAUUAACAUUCUAGAGGUUUAAGACAGGCAUUGGAAAAACGCAGAACUACAAGGGUGGAAGGAAGGCGGAUACAUGUAUGUAUUUUAUCAAGGUUGUUUCUAAAUUCCCCGGCUGAGAUGGGCCGGGAUGGCAAAGGAAUAGUGAUCUGUCAAAUAGUAGCAACUCUGUAUUUUUUAAAAACUUACUGUUUCAGCAAAUAAAAUCUUGAGUUCA